GUUGGUGAUGAUGUCACUGUGCUUGAUGCCACUGGAAAGUAUGUCAUGCCAGGAGGCAUUGAUCCUCAUACCCACCUAGACAUGGAGUUCAUGGGUUCAGGAACCAUUGAUGAUUUCUUCAGUGGUCAGGCUGCAGCGUUAGCUGGUGGAACAACAAUGCACAUCGACUUUGUUAUACCAGUUAAUGGAAGUUUAUUGUCAGGAUUAGAAGCUUAUGAAAAAAAGUCUAAGAAGUCCUGCAUGGAUUAUGGUUUCCAUAUGGCAAUUACAAAAUGGGAUGAAGUUGUUUCAAAAGAAAUGGAAAUAAUGGUCAAUGAGAAAGGUAUAAACUCUUUCAAGUUUUUCAUGGCAUACAAGGGGUCUUUGAUGAUCAAUGAUGAGCUUCUGCUACAAGGAUUCAAAAAGUGCAAGUCUCUUGGUGCGUUAGCUAUGGUUCAUGCAGAAAAUGGAGAUGCUGCAUAUGAAGGACAGAGAAGAAUGAUAGAACUUGGUAUUACUGGUCCAGAGGGACAUGCUCUUUCAAGGCCCCCAGCGCUGGAAGGAGAAGCAACUGCUCGAGCAAUUAAACUCGCAGGUUUUGUGAACACUCCCCUCUAUGUAGUUCACGUGAUGAGCAUUGAUGCUAUGGAAGAAAUUUCUAAAGCUCGCAAAUCAGGGCAGAAGGUUAUUGGAGAACCAGUAGUUUCUGGGUUAGUGCUGAAUGAUUCUUGGCUUUGGGAUCCUGACUUUAUCACUGCUGCUAAGUAUGUCAUGAGUCCCCCGAUAAGGGCCGCAGGACAUGGCAAAGCCCUUCAAGCUGCUCUUUCAAUGGGAACUCUGCAGCUUGUAGGAACCGAUCAUUGUACCUUCAACUCAACACAGAAAGCUCUUGGAAUUGAUGAUUUCCUGAAAAUUCCAAAUGGUGUCAAUGGUAUUGAGGAGAGGAUGCAUCUUGUAUGGGAUACAAUGGUGGAAUCUGGUCAAAUUUCUGUUACUGACUAUGUCCGGGUGACAAGUACUGAAUGUGCUAGGAUUUUCAAUAUAUAUCCGAGGAAGGGAGCAAUUCGUGCUGGUUCUGAUGCAGAUAUAAUUAUACUCAAUCCGAACUCAAGCUUUGACAUAAGUGCAAAGUCCCACCACUCUAGAUCUGAUACCAAUGUCUACGAGGGAUGGAGAGGGAAGGGAAAGGUUGAAGUGACCAUUUCUGGUGGAAGGGUCGUUUGGUUAAAUGAUGAGUUGAAGGUUUUUCCUGGUUCUGGCAAGUACGUAGAAAUGCGACCUUUCAGUUAUCUUUUCAAUGGAAUUGGCAAGGCAGAUGAAAGGUAUCUAUCUUCUCUUAAAGCCCCUGUAAAGCGUUUUAGAGCCACCACUUAAAAAGCUCAGGUACUUUCCUUUUCGACUAUUAUUAUUUAAACUUGAGGUGUAAAUGGACAUGAUGCUCCUGUAUAUAUGGCAAUGGUUUGAAUAAUAAGAUCAAGUUUUUUUUUUUUUUUUUUUGGUACCAUGUAUGUGAAUUCACUUUAAAGUCAAUAAAUAAUAUUCUCGUUGCAGUUUGCGGUUGGCAAUUUA
Prunus avium (sweet cherry) is the source of this 1548-nucleotide messenger RNA. NCBI's taxonomy places the organism in Eukaryota, Viridiplantae, Streptophyta, Magnoliopsida, Rosales, Rosaceae. The record is from RefSeq and is a predicted model, not a curated record.